Molecule: messenger RNA, 3816 nt
Organism: Malania oleifera
Lineage: Eukaryota; Viridiplantae; Streptophyta; Magnoliopsida; Santalales; Ximeniaceae
Product: E3 ubiquitin ligase PARAQUAT TOLERANCE 3-like
Exons: 15
Coding region: 810-3392 (860 amino acids)
Biological process (GO): protein ubiquitination; mRNA processing; ubiquitin-dependent protein catabolic process
Cellular component (GO): nucleus
Molecular function (GO): nucleic acid binding; ubiquitin protein ligase activity; zinc ion binding
Source: RefSeq, a predicted model, not a curated record
ACUAACGUAAAAUAAACAGCUCGUGGAAUUAGAAAAGUUAGGAAGGGUAAAAUUGGAAAGAAAAUAUAAUCGUUACCCUAAACUCUAAAGAGCGGGUGGAGAGAAUUAAUGAACUAUCAAACCAAGUUUUCUCUGAUUUCUGGAGCGUCUUGGUGGCUUUCACGGUGAAUUUCCGUGUUGCGAAUCUUGCGAUGCGUCCGAAGCAUUCGAGUUCGUACUUUCUCUGAAGAAUCGUCUGAUUGAUAGAAGAGUUCGCUGCGCACGCUCGAUUUGAUCGUGUGGUGGUGGUGUUAGUUAAUCGGAUCGGUUCGUGAAGCUGCGGGGAUAUCUUCAGAUCGAGAUCCUUUUUAUUUGAAGAUCGAUCUUGUUUUUUAUCUUCAAAACGAAGGGGUUUUUCCUUUUUCCGCUGAGAUCUAUCAGAUCUAAUUGAAAAUUUUAUGAAUCGGCGCGGUUUUGUCUAAGCGGCGGCGAGAUUUUGUCUUCCGACGACGAUCCUUCUAAUCCUUACAAACUGAAGGACUGCUUGGAUUGGAAUUCGAGGGUUUUGACUUGAAGGGGCGUUGUCUUGUUUCUGGCUCUCGAGGACGUAUCGAAAGUUCGGCUUGCGUUGGUUCGAUCUUUCUUUGAUUAAUAGAAAAGGAAAAGCAAAGAAGAGAAAGAGUUUCAUUUUUGUACUGUUAUUUGUUUGUGUGAAUUGAAUAUCAGGGCCUGUUUUUAUUUGACGGCCUUUGCAUAGCUUUCUACUUUUUCGUAGAGCUAUUUUGUUUGUUCUUGAUUUGGCUCAAUUUUAGAGCCGAGGAAAAGAAAAUAUGGCAGUGUAUUAUAAGUUUAAAAGUGCAAAAGAUUACGACUCUAUUCCAAUCGACGGUCAUUUCAUAUCAGUGCUCAAUUUGAAAGAAAAAAUAUUUGAAUCAAAGCAUUUGGGCAGGGGUACCGAUUUUGACCUUGUAGUCACCAACGCCCAGACUAAUGAAGAGUAUCUUGAUGAAGCUAUGUUGAUACCAAAAAAUACCUCUGUUUUAAUUCGCCGAGUCCCUGGAAGGCCACGCUUGCCCAUUGUUACUCAGCCAGACGUCCCAAAGGUGGAAGACACAAUUGAGGAUACUGAACCAGCAAAGAGUACCUUCCCAGGAGCUGAGUCUGCUGUCGUUAAAUAUACCGAUGAUUCGGAUUGGGAUGAAUUUGGAAAUGACUUGUAUGCCGUUCCUGAGGUAUUGCCAGUUCAGUCAAACCAGCCGAUACUGGAUGCUCCGCCUCCUAGUAAAGCUGAUGAAGACAGCAAGAUAAAGGCUUUAAUUGACACUCCAGCCUUGGAUUGGCAGCGCCAAGGUUCUGAUGGCUUUGGUGCUGGUAGAGGUUUUGGAAGGGGUGUGGGUGGAAGAAUGAUGGGUGGUCGUGGUUUUGGUCGAGUUGGUUUGGAGCGGAAAACACCUCCACAAGGAUAUAUAUGUCACAGAUGCAAGGUGCCUGGGCAUUUUAUCCAGCAUUGCCCCACAAAUGGUGAUCCGAAUUAUGACAUCAAAAGGGUAAAGCCUCCAACUGGUAUUCCAAAGUCUAUGUUAAUGGCAAACCCAGAUGGAUCAUAUGCUUUGCCAAGUGGUGCAGUUGCUGUACUGAAGCCAAAUGAGGCUGCUUUUGAAAAAGAAAUUGAAGGUUUACCUUCCACUCGUUCUGUUGGUGAUCUUCCACCAGAGCUCCACUGCCCAUUGUGCAAGGAAGUGAUGAAAGAUGCUGUCCUUACCAGCAAGUGUUGUUUCAAAAGUUUUUGUGAUAAGUGUAUCAGGGACUACAUUAUUUCGAAGUCAGUUUGUGUCUGUGGGGCCAGAAAUGUACUUGCAGAUGAUCUUCUGCCGAAUAAGACACUUAGGGAUACAAUUAAUCGCAUUCUAGAGUCAAACAACAGCAGUGCUGAAAAUGGUGGAAGUGUAUUCCAGGUUCAAGACAUGGAGUCUGCUCGUUGUCCACAGCCAAAGGCUGCAUCCCCCAAUUUGUCUGCUGCAUCAAAAGGAGAGCAAAUGCCACCCCCUCAAAAUGAAGGAACUUUGAACAUUAAAGAGACCACAGAUGAGGGAAAGGCCGUUAAUGCUCCUCAGCAGACCUCAGAGAAAGGAAAGAUGGCAAAACCUGCAGAUGUGUCCGAAGCUACACUUGAAUCAAGAAGCAUAAGGGAACCACCUUCACAGAUUAGUGCUCCACUGGCUGAAGAGGAAGUGCAGCAAAAGGCUUCUGCCGAGGCUGGAAAGAAAAAGAAGAAAAAGAAAGCCCGCUUGCCAAUAAAUGCAGCAGAUAUGCAGUGGAAAACCCCGCAAGACCUUGCAGCUGAGAACUUUAUGAUGCCUCUAGGGCCUUCUGCAUAUAAUCCUUACUGGAGUGGCAUGCAGCCUGGAAUGGAAGGAUAUAUGGCUCCAUUUGCUGGUCCAAUGCCAUAUAUGAAUUAUGGACUCAGCCCCUUGGAUAUGCCAUUUGGAGGUGUUAUACCUCAGGACCCUUUUGGUGCGCAAGGCUAUAUGUUACCUGUUGUUCCACCCCAAAGGGACCUUGCUCAGUUUGGAAUGGGCAUGAAUGCUGUGCCUCCUAUCAUGAGCAGAGAAGAAUUUGAGGCUCGGAAAGCUGAUUUGAGGAGGAAGCGUGAAAAUGAGAGGCGUGAAAUUGAGAGAAGGGGUGAAAUGAGGGAGUUUCCUAAAGACCGAGAUUUUGGUAGGGAAGUGAGCAGCAGUGGCGAUAUGCCCUCAAUGAAAUCCAAAUCUGUGCAGAGGCCGAUCCUACCGGCAACGGCCGCCGAUAACCACCGCCACCGCCGCGCCGAGAGGAUUUCCCCAGAACGCCCCAGCCGCGACCUCGAACCACCGCCACGCCCAACGAAAAGAAAGCCGGAUCAACAUCACCAUGACCGCGACCAUCACGACCGCCACGAGCACCAUCAUCAUCACCGCUCGGAGUCGUCGGCAAGAGCAUCCUCCGCCUCCGCCGCUGCCUCCACCGCCACCGAAGCUGCCAGCAAGUCCGCGGCAGAUCGCAAGCAAAAGGCGAGCGUUUUCUCUCGCAUAAGCUUCCCCGCCGAAGAGGCCCUCUCAAAGAAGAGGAAGCUCCCAUCUUCCACGGAAGCUCCGGGUUCCUCUGCAUCGUCGGCUCAUAACCACAGGUCGUUAUCCAACGGGUACCACGAAGAGUGGAAACCGUCGUCGACGGCGAAGGCGGUGCCGUCGUCCGGUGGGGCGGGAAAAAGGGGCGCGGCGGAUUACGAGUCGAGCGACGACGAGCGGCAUUUCAAGAGGAAGCCGUCGAGGUACGAGCCGUCGCCGCCGUCGGCGACUGAGUGGGAAGAAGAAGGGCGGCAUUCGAAGGGGUCGAGGGAGAGGGAGCGGGGAGGUUACAGCAGUAAGCACAGAUAGUGCACAGUAGGUGGGAUCCCUUCGAGGUAGCUGUGAGAUGCUUGAGUUUUGUGGGAGUGAUGCAGGUUGUGCAGAGCUCCAUCCAAGAACAGGAUGAUAUGCCCAUUGGUAAAAAUCCAUUAAUAUGGAGCAGGAAGGUAAGGGAUGGGAGAGUGUUUUGAGGGGGAUAAUUUUCAUGGGGAAGGAGAAGGAACAAGAAGAUCCUUCAAAAUGAAUCCAUUAAUUUGGGGAAGGGAGCGUGUUUUUAGGGGAUAAUUUUGGAGAAGGAACAUGAACAUCCUUCAAAAUUAUUCCAUUAAUUUGGGGAAGGGAGAGAGGUUUUUACGGGAAAUUUUCAAAAUUGGAAUGCGCUCUGUAUUUGCUUUUUUCUAAUACUGAUACUUAUAUAAAUAAUACGGUUUUUGAUAUACCCUUAUUUUCUUAA